This is a messenger RNA of Fomitopsis serialis, 480 nucleotides long. RefSeq names its product 60s acidic ribosomal protein-domain-containing protein. The transcript has 4 exons. Gene Ontology annotation, cellular component: ribosome; cytosolic large ribosomal subunit. The record is from RefSeq and is a predicted model, not a curated record. Gene Ontology annotation, biological process: translational elongation; cytoplasmic translation. Gene Ontology annotation, molecular function: protein kinase activator activity; structural constituent of ribosome; ribonucleoprotein complex binding. The coding region runs from base 36 to 371 and encodes 111 amino acids. Lineage: Eukaryota; Fungi; Basidiomycota; Agaricomycetes; Polyporales; Fomitopsidaceae.
CCGCCUCGAGACUCUCGUCGUCGCCCACCGCAUCAAUGGCCACCGUCGAACUUGCUGCAACAUACGCCGCUCUCAUCCUCGCCGACGAUGGCGUUGAGAUCACCUCUGACAAAAUCGUCGCACUGACAACCGCGGCAAAUGUUGAGGUCGAGCCAAUCUGGGCCACCCUCCUCGCAAAGGCGCUCGAGGGCAAGAACGUAAAAGACCUCCUUUCCAACGUCGGUGCUGGUGGUGCUGCACCAGCUACUGGUGCAUCAGCAGCGGCUGCGGGUGGUGCUGGUGCCGCAGCGGAGGCACCGAAGGAGGAGGAGAAGAAAGAGGAGGAGAAGGAGGAAUCGGACGACGACAUGGGCUUCGGUCUCUUCGACUAGUGUCUUCUCUUGCAUUCGUAUCAUCAUCUGUACCUCUUGUCAUGCUGUAAUGACACGCAUCCGACCAUCCACAGGCGGAGUCCCAGAAUGCCUUGGUUCGUUGGUGGAA